Tachyglossus aculeatus (Australian echidna) is the source of this 1802-nucleotide messenger RNA. It is a transcript of the gene ARSA, whose product is annotated as arylsulfatase A. The coding region runs from base 10 to 1581 and encodes 523 amino acids. NCBI's taxonomy places the organism in Eukaryota, Metazoa, Chordata, Mammalia, Monotremata, Tachyglossidae. The record is from RefSeq and is a predicted model, not a curated record. Gene Ontology annotation, molecular function: arylsulfatase activity. The transcript has 8 exons.
CGAGCCCGUAUGGCCCCGGCCCCGCUGCGGCUCCUCCUAGGCCUGGGCCUGGGCCUGGGCCUGGGCCUGGUGCCGGUGCCGGUGGCGGCCCGGGCCCGCGCCCGGGACGGCCCCCCCCCGCCCGGCCCCCCGAACUUGGUGCUGAUCUUGGCGGACGACCUGGGCUACGGGGACCUGGGCAGCUCCGGCCACCCGCGCUCGGCCACGCCCCACCUGGACCGGAUGGCGGCGGCGGGGCUCCGCUUCACCGACUUCUACGCCACCUGCCCGCUCUGCAGCCCCUCCAGGGCGUCCCUGCUGACCGGCCGCUACCAGACGCGCUCCGGCCUGUUCCCGGGGGUCCUCUACCCGGGCUCGCGUGGGGGCCUGCCGCUGGCUGAGGUCACGGUGGCCGAGGUCCUGGCCGCCCGCGGCUACCUCACCGGCAUGGCGGGCAAGUGGCACCUGGGCGUGGGCGCCAACGGCUCCUUCCUGCCGCCCCAUCAGGGCUUCCAGCGCUUCCUGGGGGUCCCCUACUCCCACGACCAGGGCCCCUGCCAGAACCUGACCUGCUUCCCGCCGGCCGAGCGCUGCUGGGGCACCUGCGACCAGGGCGUCGUGCCCGUCCCGCUGCUGGACAACCUGACGGUGCUGCAGCAGCCCCUGGACCUGCCCGGCCUCGAGCGCCGCUACGUCCGCUUCGCCCAGCAGCUCAUGGCCGACGCCGCCCGCCUGCACCGCCCCUUCUUCCUCUACUACUCUUCCCACCACACCCACUACCCGCAGUUUGGAGGCGCGGAGUUUGUGGGCCGGUCGGGCCGGGGCCCGUUCGGGGACGCGCUGCUGGAACUGGACGCGGCCGUGGGCGCCAUCCUGGGUACGCUGGAGGAGCUGGGGCUGCAGAAGGACACGCUGGUCUUCUUCACCGCUGACAACGGGCCGGAGACGAUGCGGAUGUGGCGCGGCGGCAGCGCCGGGUUGCUCAAGUGCGGGAAGGGCACCACCUACGAAGGCGGAGUGCGGGAGCCGGCGCUGGCCUACUGGCCCGGCCACAUCCAGCCCGGGGUGACCCGUGAGCUGGCCAGCACCCUGGACCUGCUGCCCACGCUGGCUGCCCUGGCCGGAGCACAGCUGCCCAACGUCACGCUGGAUGGGUUUGACCUCAGCCCCCUGCUGCUGGGGACCGGCAAGAGCCCCCGGCAGAGCCUCUUCUACUAUCCGCCGGCGCCGGACGAGGUCCUUGGGGUGUUCGCUGUGCGAUACGGGAGAUACAAGGCCCAUUUCUUCACUCAGGGCGCCUUCCACAGCGAUACGACCCCGGACCAGGACUGCCACGGCCUCACCCCACUGACCGCCCACGACCCGCCGCUGCUCUUCGACCUGGACACGGACCCGGGGGAGAAUUACGAGCUGCUGCGCGGAGGCCGGCGCGGGGAGCCGGGGGUCCUGCAGGCGCUCAAGGACACGCGCCUGCUCAAGGCCACCUUCGAUGCCCUCAUGGUGUUCGGCCCCAGCCAGGUGGGCCGCGGCCUGGACCCUGCCCUGCAGCUCUGCUGCAGCCCGGGCUGCAGGCCCUGGCCCUCCUGCUGCCGCUGCCAGUGACCCUCCGGCUGCAUGCCCUGGCCCGCCUGCUGCUCGCCCGCCACCGCAGUCCGUGACGCUCCAGCUGCACGCUCUGGCCCGGCUGCCGCCGCGGCCUGGCCACGGGAGGUCGGAGCGGCGACCCUCCGGUUACACUUGGCCCUCAGCCUGGAUAAUAAUAAUAAUAAUAAUGAUGGCAUUUGUUAAGCGCUUACUAAGUGCAAAGCACUGUUCUAAGCGCU